GUCUAGCCGGAAAAAGUCUAUGAGACUGGAGUCCGUCGGCAGCGCCAGCUGUGGAACAAGAGUAUCUCUCGCGGAUGGACGUACUGGUGACCAUUGGUUCGGGUGGGUUUCAGAGCAGCACCAUUGCAAAAUUCAUGCAGCAUGCAGACAGGAACAGGAACCACCUCUACAAGAUAUGCAGCAACAAGUUUGAUGACUCUAAGGACUUGAUUCAAGUUUUUUAGCAAUUGCAUCAUCCCUGUUCUUAUGAUAAUCGACGUCUUAUGAUGGCUUUCAA
Messenger RNA from Geodia barretti, 277 nucleotides. The record is from the annotation of a GenBank genome assembly. Lineage: Eukaryota; Metazoa; Porifera; Demospongiae; Tetractinellida; Geodiidae.